AUGGAGAGCUCCCUCGAUCCUCAAUCCAAUGACAACUCCUCCCACGGAGAUGCUCCCAAAUCACCAAAAGGGAAGAAUUCCAACGAUCGUUUCCUCAACUUCUCAGACCCAUUUAAUCCAUUCUGUAUUGAGAAUGGCGACAACCCAGCGGUUGGACUGGUUUCAGAUCUCUUGACUGCUGACAAUUAUGUUAGUUGGUGGCGUGCCGUUAGCCGAGCUCUUCGUGCGAAGAACAAACUCGGGUUCAUCAACGGGACAAUUUCCAAACCAGCUGAUUUUGCAGAUCCAUUGUUUGAAGCUUGGGAACGGUGUAAUGAUCUAGUCGUUUCUUGGCUUCAGAACUCUGUAAGUCCUUUUGUGCAAUCCAGUCUUGCCUUGGUUGACGAUUUCAGGAUAUUAUGGCUAGAACUCAAUGACCGUUUCACUCAACAAAACGGUCUUAGAAUUUUUCAACUCAAGCUUAAUCUCACUAGUUUGUCACAAGGACAGGACACUGUUAGUGUCUAUCUAUUUUGGUCGCUUGAAGGGUUUGUGGGAUGA
Molecule: messenger RNA, 540 nt
Organism: Juglans microcarpa x Juglans regia
Lineage: Eukaryota; Viridiplantae; Streptophyta; Magnoliopsida; Fagales; Juglandaceae
Exons: 2
Coding region: 1-540 (179 amino acids)
Source: RefSeq, a predicted model, not a curated record